This is a messenger RNA of Dictyostelium purpureum, 213 nucleotides long. RefSeq lists its product as uncharacterized. Gene Ontology annotation, molecular function: actin binding. The annotation marks the transcript as partial. The transcript has a single exon. The record is from RefSeq and is a predicted model, not a curated record. Lineage: Eukaryota; Evosea; Eumycetozoa; Dictyosteliales; Dictyosteliaceae.
AAAGCCUCUGGUGCUCGUUCCGAUCUUUUAUCUUCAAUUAUGCAAGGUAUUGCCCUCAAACCAGCUGAAGAACGUAAAAUUCCUGAACCAACAAGCAAAAAAGAAGAAGCUGCUGCUCUUAAUGUAGCUGAUAUCCUUGCUAGACGUAUUGCAUGGGCUGCUUCCGAUUCUGAAGAUGAUUCUGAUUCUGAUUCUGAUUCUGAAUGGGAUUAA